This is a messenger RNA of Lineus longissimus, 2281 nucleotides long. RefSeq lists its product as uncharacterized. Gene Ontology annotation, molecular function: mannosyltransferase activity. NCBI's taxonomy places the organism in Eukaryota, Metazoa, Nemertea, Pilidiophora, Heteronemertea, Lineidae. Bases 430 to 1647 code for a protein of 405 amino acids. The transcript has 2 exons. Gene Ontology annotation, biological process: mannosyl-inositol phosphorylceramide biosynthetic process. The record is from RefSeq and is a predicted model, not a curated record.
UAUUUGAUUGUCACUGAGGAAGAAUGAUUCUGUGCGUGACGGUGGUGGGGAGCUGCAACAUCUUGCAAACAGUGCCUACAACACGACUUCUCCUUACGCAUGUUUCUGAGCCUGUUGAAUUGAGGGAUUAAGUAUAUUAUCGAGUGAAAUGGCCUGAUAUUGUCAGCUGGGCAUUUCGGCCCGUUCCGAAUUGAAAGAGCUUCUUAUGAAGUAUACGUAUGCUGCGAAAUUCAAAGACCAGUAUCUCAGUGGACGGGCUCAUGGUGGACUAAUUUCCUUGUCUGAACUUGUCUCCCCCGUAUGUCGGUGGCUUAGAACGGAUUACCCUGCGGAUUAUUAUUGACAAACGGUAAAACGCAAACUGCACUGUUGUCGAUCGAAAUAUCACGUAUUUGGUUCCUUUAGAACCAACUAAAUAGACCAGAAUUAAUGUGGCAUUUUGGUAUUGGACAUCACCGAGGAACAUGUGUACCAUUGUAUUAUAUAUGUGAGUUGAUUGAUUUUGGGCUAGACCCGGUGGAGAAGAGUAUGCAUAGCACAGCGUGUAAUUGGCAUAUACAUUUGGCGGCCUUUCUAUCGUCCGGUUGGAUUCACGAGAAGAUGCAGGGCACAUACGUUCAAGUAGCUGAUAACAUGAGAGAAAAAGCUAAGAAGAUAAGAGUAGCUGACAUGGGAGAAAAAGCCAAGAUAAAAGUGUACUCCACUGUGAAACGGAUUGGAAAUAUCGUCACGAACUCAACGAGAAGUGGCGAAUUCGACAGGGUUCCAAAGAUCAUCCAUCAAACGUACAGAUCUAAAGAUAUACCAAACGCUUACAAAGGCUGCAUCAAAUCCUGCUUAAGUUUGAACCAGAAUUGGACGUAUAUGUUUUGGACGGAUGAUGAUGGAUUACGACUCGUCAGGGACCAUUACCCCAAGUAUCUUUCGUUGAUAAAACGUUACGAGCACUACAGUUACCACCGAUUGUUACGUGCGGACGCGCUGCGUUAUAUCAUCCUUUACCAUUAUGGUGGCAUCUAUUUAGACAUGGAUUUCGAUUGUUUGAAACCUUUCGACAAACUUCUGGAUUUCGGGACGUGUGUGCUAGCACCUGAGGUUCAUGUUCAAAGUUUUAUGAUCUACAAAAUCCCCAGCUUAAUUUCUAACGCCAUAAUGAUAGCGAGGCCUCGCCAUCCUUUCUUUCGUCACGUUAUAUACAACUUGGCGAAGUUUCUGACGCCUGGCCAGCGGGUUGUGAUCCGCCUGACGGGUCCUAUUGCUCUGCAGCAUAUGCUGGAAGACUUCACGAAGAAGCCCUGCAGAAAGGGGGACAGGAUGUGUGAGGUAACCGUCAUAGACCCUUUACUCCUUUUACCCACCGCGGAUACGACGCAAUACCCCAAAAUGGUGAAAUUCGUCGAGAGCACUUGUCACAAGGAACAAUUGACAGAAUCGGAAGGGAAAGUGUGUAAAUGGACUAAAGACAACAAGUUUCAUCUUAAUAACAAUUCCAUUCCUGCUAAAGCUUUUACUAAUCAUCUGUGGAUGCACCUGGAAUAUUUCAAACUGUCUAACAAGGGUAGGACUUCCAUUGAUACAAUUAUGGCUGAGAGUCAUCACAGUCCAGUGCGAAGAUACGGACAAGUGACGCCGACGAUACGGGGUUAGUCCUCGCCAGUAGAUAGCUUUUGGUGGUGGUGGUGGUGGGAGGUGGAUGGGGGGAGGGGCACGACACCUCUCAAUCUUUGCCACUGUCAGCCUGAAUAUCUUCCCAACGUCUAAAUGAUAAGUCCUAACACACUUUCUGGUGUCCAUUGGGGGCACUUGCCCACCCCGUCCGUGGCCCUCGCUACGGCUCUCCGUGAACAACCAUAAUGUACCGGUAACAUGUGUAGCAGGACCUUGCUACUAAGGCACCAUUUAGAUUCAACAUUUGUCCCAAGCUGACAGGUAUCCUGAUAACAGAGGCAAAUUGAGCUACAAAUUAAGAUAGACCAAAAUCAGUGGCAUAACCUUUAUCAUGGUGUCCUGGUAGCGGAGAUGCCAUCCGCCAAAAGAAGUUCUGCUCCACCUAAAGUUUUUUAAGACGACUGAAGUAUUUCCAGUAUAGUCGUGUUGUUUAGGCCUAUUGCCUGUACGACACUACCAGUAUUUUUGUGCCAUAAUCAAUUUUUACAUCAAGCCUGGUUCCCCUCAUUUGGUUCUUUUUUCUCAUUCAACUUGUAUUCCGAUCCUUGGUGAUUAAAACUGUAACAUCACCGGGCAUAUGGUUUGUCUGAUGAAAUACAGUGAUGUAAUUCGA